Molecule: messenger RNA, 7066 nt
Organism: Labeo rohita (rohu)
Lineage: Eukaryota; Metazoa; Chordata; Actinopteri; Cypriniformes; Cyprinidae
Gene: kntc1
Product: kinetochore associated 1
Exons: 60
Coding region: 195-6890 (2231 amino acids)
Biological process (GO): mitotic spindle assembly checkpoint signaling; mitotic sister chromatid segregation; protein localization to kinetochore involved in kinetochore assembly
Cellular component (GO): RZZ complex; kinetochore microtubule; cytoplasm
Molecular function (GO): small GTPase binding
Source: RefSeq, a predicted model, not a curated record
GGAAAAAGCAGCAGCAGAAGAAGAAGACAUAGGCGCCAAAUUUCAACUUUUUGGGCGGAGUUUGUUUUCAUUUGCCGCGGUGCAGACUCUCUGCAGUAAUCAUUAUAUUUGUGUAAGAAGUCGUGUGAACACUCCUGCGCGCAUUUUAAACCGAAGUGGCAGAAACGUUCGCGUUUCACCCGCUGCGUGUCAGAAUGUGGAAUAACGUCGAACUUCUUCUGAACGAGGACACGAACACAGUCCGUCUGUCCGGAGAUGCUGAACAAGAGUCUGGAAACGCGCUGUAUCAAGUGGACACCUUGGUGAAACUCUCAUCCUCCGAAAAGGUGCUGUCCAAUCCGAGGGUGUCUGCCUCCAGUACUCCCAGCUGCUGUGUGGUUGUGGCUGACACUGCUGUGGUUCUCUUUGAUCCUGGUUUUCAGACUGUUCUGAUUCACUUGUAUUUCGACACUGUAGUAGAUGCAGUUACCGCUUGCCCCCAAGGGCAGUUUCUUCUGGUCGGAGAGAGAAAUGGAAGUCUGCACAUCAUCUAUGUCCCUCUGAAAAAGACAGUGCUGACCAAAACUCUGCACAAACGAAACCCCUCUGAUGGCGACGAGGCGACCUUUAAGAGCCUGAUACUGCACGAGACGCCCGGGGCUAAAGGAGUGUAUGAUCUCUUUUUUAUUGUUAAUGAUGGUUUCCUCCACACAUCUAAUGUGGCCUUGGGAAAAAUCCAGAGAGCGAUUGAAAACAUGGAUCUGGCGGCCUUAAAUCAGAUCCAAGAUGACAUUCUUAUGAACUUCUGCUCAACUAAGGAGAUUCAUGAAGAUGGUUGCAACUCGGCAGGUCUGGUCUGUUUCGGAAGCACAGUCCACCUUCUGAUCGGGGCUGUCGGUGCCAAUGUUCUUUCACUUUGGACCAUGGGCUCCGGGCAGAAAUCUUUGUCUCUCGCAAAACUCCUCGACUCUGCUUUAGUGUCAGAGGUGAAGAAGAUUCAGGUUGUGGAUAAUUUGGUGUAUGUCCUAAACAAAGAGGGCAUGCUCAGCUUGUUGGACAUUCACUCAUUUGUCAUGCUGUGCUGCUGGCCGGAUCAAUACGUUGUUGAUUUCCUGCUGAUUUCAGACGGAAACUCCUCGUCUAUUACACAGCCAGAUGAAAACAACAUGAAAAUCUUGUCCUUGGUAGCUGAAGAAAACAAGGGUCAUGCUAGGAAGCUUGUGUUUCAGUCGCUGCCUUCUAUGGAGGUUUUCUACUCGCUGGAAGUGUCUUCUGAGUCUUGGUUGAUCCAGAAGGGGAUCAGUAUGGACACGAUCUAUCUGCUGGAGGGGAUUUUGGCAAACGCAAAGAGCAGCCCUGAAGAUCCAGUGUCUACUGUUGUCAUUAGAUGCUUCACCGAGGCGCUGCCAGAGAACAGACUCAACAGACUUCUGUAUAAGCACAAGUUUGAAGAAGCAGAGAAAUUUGCCAAAGCCUUUGGACUUGAUGUUGAACUGGUGUAUAAGGUUAAGCUGAAUGUUGUGCUGGAAAAGCUCAUCUCCGCGUCGGGCGCUGAUCAAACCCUUGAGUGGCCUGAGCUCAUUGAAGAGGCCAAAAGCAACCUGAUGAAGAUCAUGGACGAGCAGUUUGUGGUGCAGUACUGCCUGACUGCGUCCUGGCCUACUCUCAGCAUAGCCGAAGAGAUGUUAAAUUACACCUUGAACCGUUUCCCCUGCUGUCAGGUCCAAACGGCCCUGGCAAAGCUCGCCACCUUCAGCAACGUGUACGGACCCGACAACUUUGAGGGCAUAGCGUGGAUCGAGUUCUUGAACAGUACAGAUUAUCUCAAAGACAUCCUUGCUCUUCUGAAGGAGGGGAAUCUUACUGGAGCGCAAUACUUGUGGCUUCGACAUGAGGGUGAGUUUGCCAGUGAAUUCGAUGAGAGCUGCCUGCAUGCUUUGCUGGGCUCCAUUUCAUCUGACGUCCCGUCACAGGAGCUGAGUGUGUGGUUUAAGGGUGUUGUGGUCCCGUUUGUAUGGAGAGUGUUGCCCACAGGACAGAAAAUCCUGGCCAGGUGGUUGGAGCAACGCGCAAGGAAUCUGGAGUUAACGGAGAAGAGUGACUGGCCUCAUAAUGGACUGGUUCUGGCUGAACUUGGCUUGCCUUCCCUCUGGAGGUCCAUGGGUUUGGCUGAAAACUGUGGAUCAGAGGAAGUGCAAAACCUGAGGUCACUGGUGGCAAACCUCAGACAGCUUUGUGACCUCUACUCCAAAUACAGCUGCCAUCUGUCACUGUCCGACUAUGAAAGAGGAAGCACACGCAGUAUGGCCUUUCUGAUGCUGGAUAAGGUGCAGGCGCCGGAGCUGAUUCCUGCCGUCAUUAAGAGCAGCAUCCAACCCUACGCUCUGGAGAACGGAUUGGACCUGGACCAGACACUCUUACAGUACAUCAAGGACUUGCUGGACUGCUGCAGUUCUCAGAUCACGUCUCUCUUCACUGAAUGGGAGGCCAAAGCUGUGGCUGUACUACACUGCAUGACAGACGCAAACAAGGUGAUGGACGCUGUGAUUGAGAUCAUGUAUAAGGCCGUGGUGCCGUGGAGUGACACCAUCGAGAAGCUCGUUCAGCAGCACCUGGAAAAGGAACAUCCAAAACAGGAGUUGCUGAGAGAGGGUUACAGAUUGAUGGAAAUAAAGAAGCUCCUCCGAUGCUACGGCAUCCGCAGCUUAGCCCUUUCUAACACUCGUGACAUCAUGAUGCUUGUGAGGCACAUCCUGAAACAGGACCUGCCCAGCUCUCUCGAGGACUCGCUGAAGUUAAUUGAGGCCUACAAACUAAACCCAGCAGAGAUCCACCAUCUGCACUGCAUCCAUCUCAUACAGCAUAAUAAGAGGGAGAAGUGCGUUGGACUGCUGAAGAAUCUGCCCCAUUCUGAGGCCGAAUUUGUGAUCGAGCGAUUGGUCUGUUGGGCGAGACUUGAACUUCAAGACAAGCAACACAUUUCUGAAGAGCAGAAGAAAUUACAAAUGCUAAUAUCGCAGAUUAUGGUUGAAGCGUUGAAGUACCUGCAGAGUAUUCAGACGGAUGAUGCCUUCAAGAAAACUGAAAGUGAAAACAAUCUGAUGAUGUUCACAGCCAUUGCUCAUCUACAGGAAGACUUUGACAUCUUCUUGACCCCAGAGGAGUAUGAGGAUCCCGUAGUGAGACGCAAGUUCAACCAGCAGCUCAUCACCGCGUACGAGAACGCGCGAGCGUGGCGGCGCUCGGGAAAACAACACCCCGACGAGGUCUCCGGCGCUCAGCUGAACGGCGGCGCCGCGGUAGCCAAUGAUCCGGAUGGCAAAACGAAGACGCUCUCUACCGAAGCUGGGCUCCACCGGCUGGCCCGACAGCUGCAGAAGACGGAGCAGGAGCUCUGGGCGGAUCUGGCGCUGAGAGCUCUGGACGCCGGGGACGUGGAGAAAGCCUUACAGAUCCUCAGAGAGCUGUACCAGCACCACUCCAACUGCAGCACAGGACAGGUUCUGUUCAGCACGGCCCAGCGCCUCUGUCAGAUGCUGGAGGAAAAUGUCCCCAUGGUUCUGCCUGAAAAAAUGAACCUUCCUGCCGUCAUCCAUGGGCUGGCCUGUCAAGCCAUUACAGUCUGCCACAGUGACCUUCUGCUGGACUGUUUGGAGCUGUGUAAAAGCACCAGAAGUGCUGCAGAUGUGUACAGACAAUGUCAGAUUGAAGAUUUUGGAUUUUUUGCUAAGGAAUCUGCACUGAGUGGUGAAGAGGACGCGUACACAGAGUCUCAUUUUCAAGAUGUCUUCAAUGAGGACUGCAUUGUGCUGGAUCCGGUCUCAGUGCUUCCACUCCAGUAUAAAAUCACCAGAAAUCUGUUGCCGCUGUCAGAAUCGAGGCUUUAUCCUUUUGACUGUUCCUGUCUGUCAUACUGUGCUCUCAGAGCAGAUGCCGAUUUGGUCGGGCCUUUGCUCAAUCCCUUGGCCUCGAUGCUGCAGAUGCUGCAGGAGUGUAGUCAGCUGGAACUGGCUCUGCGGCUUCUGAAGGAAUCUUACGGCAGCAUAUUAACACACUUUGUUUCCAACAACAUGGAUCUCUCUCUGAGCGUGCGGCUUCAUUCUAACAACCGCAUGGUCCGAGACAAACAGACUCUCGACAGGAUCGAGAAAACCGUUCUCUCGUCUGUCGGCGUGGUCGUGGUCUCCUUGUUACAGAAGGUGCUCAACUGGAGAGUGGUCGACUCUGAUCUGGCCAUCGGGCUUUGUACCAUUUUGCCCAAGGCAGCGGUUGUGGAUAUCCUGUGGAAGAUGAUCACCAGUGCCUGGCAAAAUUAUGAGAAGAUUAAGGUUGUUGCCAUGGUAGGAGCCCAUCUCAGUUUUUUGUAUAAGGAUGAAGAGGAGAGGGCGAAGUUUCUGUCUGUCAUCACUGAUGCGGAGUGGGGCAUUCAGCUUGGAAAACUCGGGGUUUCCAUCCAGUCAGUGUUCAGGCAGUGUCCAGAGACAAAGAGAAACUUGAUUCCUACACUCGUGAAGAACAAGAACAUCACUCCUGACAUCAUACUGCAUUACUGCAGCACAUUUGGAUUGGACAGCGGUUCUGCAAUCAACCUGUACAUCACCACUCUACUGCUGCAGGAGGAUCGCUGGUACGAAACGGAGAUCGGAGAAGGUGAUGCCGACGCUCCCAUGCGCUGUGAAGAGUCACUGCUAGGAGAAGAUGACAUGCUGGAAAGUGCCCUUCAGAUCGUUCCUCAGCUCGGCUCCACCAAAGACCUUGUGAUCAGUCUCAACACGGCCCUGACCAAGCUGAACCCGUACAACUACGAGCGGAUCGAGCGAGUGCUCAGAACUAUUCAGAUGGCCGAUGAGACCACAACCCUUCUGCCCCUCGGUCAGAUGGUGGGAUUGCUCCAGCACUUGAAGUCACACAGAAGGAUCUCUCCCCCCACUGAUCUGGAGAGCUCGUAUGUUUUGGAGAACGGUCUUGAGCCCAGCGCUCUGGCCAACACCCGUCUGCCCUUUCACCUGCUCUUCCAGACCAACCACACCUUCUGGAAGAUUGUCUCUCCAGAACUGAGUGAGGACACUUUACCCACGCUGCUCCUCAUCUGUAAAUUAAUGAAGGUUAAUCCUGAUAAGCUGUAUGUUUUGGCUGUGAACCAUGUGUUCAAGAAGACUCUCUUGCCUUUGCUGACGGAUCAGUCAAAGAAAAUCCAGAACGUUCCUGCCAGUAAAGAGUUGUCCAGCGUGGCUCAGAGCAUCUUUAAACACGCGCUGUGCAUUCAGAAUCUGGAACUUGCUGCAGCCACGGUCCAUAAAAUUGCCCAGGACCUUCCUGCAGGUGCACAAAAGACAGAUUUCUUGAAGUUCAGUUUGGAGCUCGUACACAAGUUACUGCAGUCUGAUACUCUGGAGGAGAGUUUACAGGCUCGCGGUGAAGCGCUCAUCUCCAAACUGCAGUUGCAGUAUCAGCGCUCGGCCACGGAGAACGCGCUGCUUUCGUCUCAGCUCAGCUCGCCGGAGCUCCUCAAGCUCACGGGACUGCCGGGUCGCCUCAUCGUGGCUCUCUUUGAGCACGGCUCGGUGCUGGACCGCAUGAAAAACCCUGCCGGCCUGACUUACCCUGACAUUCACAGCGUGGCCAAAGAUAUUGCCUCCAUCAAUGGUGUGGAUCUUUUGAAAAUCCGGAACAUUCUUCUGGAGAAGUGGUUGUGCCAAUCAGGGCAGUCGAACGGCAAGGACAAUCAUCAGGACUAUGUGACUGAUAUAAACGAUGAUCCUGAUCUCAUGAGAGUUGUUUACUUGCUGCAGAUGCACCCUAUGGAUAUCAGCGCUCGCUUGCUCAGUCCCAUCCUCACAGCACAGACAUGGCCGCUGGGAGGAUCAGGCCUUCGUUUGACCUUUGAGCACCGCAGUCGAGCUCUGCUGUGUCUCACUCAUUUAGCAGACGCUGCCACACUGGAGACUCUUUCCAACCAGCCUAGCAGCAAGAUCAGAUAUUAUUUGAAGUGCUACAUGUACCUCGCCCAGAUGGAGGCCCUGAACAUCCCCUAUACCUUGGAAAUGUUCAUCAGCAGCCCUAAGGAAGGCAUGAUCAAAGGCUUAUGGAAGAACCACAACAAUGAACCUCAGGCUGUCCGGCUUGUGGCAGAGCUUUGUUUGGAGUAUGAGGUUUAUGAUUUGCAGCUGUGGAACAGCGUCUUGCAAAAACUCAUGUCGUUCAAUAUGACGAGCUACUUGCAGAAGGUUCUCGAAGCCCUCAUAGCAGUGCCCAGCCUUUUAGAGGGGCCAAGUCUUUCCAGGAUAUGGCGGAGUGUGAUUCAAGCCCCUUUCUUGACAGCUUCUGUUCCUCUCAGCCCUCAACAGCACAAUGUCAUGUACAAGACAUUUGUGCUGCUUCUGAAAUGUCCAUUUUUAUUCACUCUGGAUCUGGUCGCCAUCGCCAAGCGGUUCUCUCAGUUCGGUCUGCAGGCCUUCUCUCUGGGCUCGCUCUUGCUCGUACCUUGUGCCAAAAAGAAGGAACCACAGAUACAAAGCUUCCUGUUAUCGUGUAACCCGACCCUCAUUCUGGAUCAGGUGGAAGAGAGCAUGAGCACCGGAGAGCUGGCCGGCAUUCCUUCACAGAUUAGAGACACGGUGUUCACCUUCCUUUGUCGAAACGGCAAGUCCCGGAUGUUGAUGAAGACCAAACACUUCACUUAUUUGAAGAGGCACUUGAUCUCGAAGGGUCACUCUGAAAUGGUGCAGGAGCUGCUGAACUGCUUCGUGGAGCAAAACGGUGAGGAGGAGGCCAUUUCUUUUGCCCAUGAAUAUCUGAAAUACAGAGAACUGAAGGGACAGACAGCACCUCUGAGCAACACUUUCUCUGAUCCUGUCAGGGAUUUUUUGGAAAAGGCCCUGGAACCCAGGGGUGCACAAACAUCAGCGUAAGAUGUUGUUGUUAUCUGUGGGUAGUAAUACAGCAUUUUCACUCAGUGGAUGAUUGCACUAAUAAAAUAUUAUCUGCUUGCAAAUUUCUUUUUUUUAAAUUGAAUAUUGUUGCAGUAUUUCAGUACUCAUGUUGUGUGAAUUUAAAAAAAUGUGGAUGUAGACACAAAAAAACAAAU